AUGAUGGCUUCUACAUCGUAUCGACACUUCAAAGUCUCGGUGCCCCAAGAAUUUGUCACCCACGUGGAAAUCAACCGGGUCGACAAGGUGAAUGUCUUUACAGAAGACAUGUGGAUGGAGCUUCGACAGGUCUUUGACGACCUCUCAGAGGAUGAUUCAGUGCGGGCCAUUGUGCUCUCGGGCGCUGGGGAGCGAGGCUUCUCUACCGGGCUCGACCUGGCGGCCGCCCUGUCUCCCGGCUCCCUCUUCAAUCCACGCCCAGAAGGCAUUGCCGAUGGUGCGCGAUACGCAGCGCGGGUCCGAAAGUUCGCCGUCCGCGCCCAGGACUGCGUGACGAGCAUUGAGCGAUGCGAGAAACUCUGCUCCGCCGUCAUCUGCGUCCUGCAUGGCAUCACGGUCGGGCUGGCAGUCGACAUUGCUACGUGUGCCGACCUACGGCUGUGCACGUCCGACGUGACGUUCAGCGUCAAAGAGGUCGAUGCGGGACUGGCGGCCGAUGUGAGCACCCUGACUCGGCUGCCCAAGAUUGUCGGCUCGGCCUUCGGGGCGGACGAGGCGCUCCGCGUGGGCUUCGCCAACAGUAUCUGGCCGACCAAGGCUGCCGCAUUUCACGAAGCUCUCCGCAUCGCGGUUGCCAUAGCCAGCAAGAGCCCUGUCGCCGUGCAGGGGACGAAGAACUUCCUGGACUGGUGUCGUGACCACGACAUUGCCACCGGCUUGAGGUAUACCGCCGUGUGGAAUGGCGGCGCCUUGAACACCAAAGACAUUCCCCACUCGAUCAGAGCAAUCCAGGUGUUGUACACAGAAUGA
Messenger RNA from Cladophialophora psammophila CBS 110553, 810 nucleotides. RefSeq lists its product as uncharacterized. Gene Ontology annotation, molecular function: delta(3,5)-delta(2,4)-dienoyl-CoA isomerase activity. The record is from RefSeq and is a predicted model, not a curated record. Bases 1 to 810 code for a protein of 269 amino acids. Gene Ontology annotation, cellular component: mitochondrion. Lineage: Eukaryota; Fungi; Ascomycota; Eurotiomycetes; Chaetothyriales; Herpotrichiellaceae. The transcript is spliced from 5 exons.